AUGACCAGCGUUAGAGCUACACGAAAGUCAGCUCGUAUCGUAAAUAGAGAUACGAGUAUAUAUAAAGAUAGUAGCGAUUCAGAGGAAUCAGAUAUAGCCGCUAAUAAAAGUGAUGAUGAGUAUAUGGCGCCAUCAGAUGCGAGUAAAAAACGUAGCAGGGGACCCAGAAAACCAAAUAAGAAAAGCAAAACAGUCAACAGGGCUGCUCCUAAAUCUGUGGAGGAAUUGGGGACAGAUUUCGAAGAGAACCUCUUAUAUAAAGCAUUAUCGAAACCUGAUUUGUCUACACAAGAGCUUGCCUUGGAAUGGAUAGAGGAAUACAUUGAAAAUGAGGAGAAUAAUAAGGAUAGCGAGCUGAUUGCAUCGUUGGUGAAUUUGCUAUUACGAAGCUGUGGAUGCAUCUAUCUUUUGCAACCUCAUGACUUAGUUAAUUUGGAAUCGGCAGCGGAAACGAUUGGUGAAUUAACGAUAGCUUUUGAAAAGCAGCAGUACCAUGAGUAUCCAUUUAUUUCUAAUAACAAAGACUUGAAGUUUUUCAGGAAAAAUGUUUGUGAGUUUUUUGAGGAUCUAAUCUACCUUGCUCAUGAGAAGGGAAUAUUAUAUCAAGGAAAUGAAGACGAAGAAGAUAGUGACGAGGAAAGAGAAACGGUAUUAACUUCACCCUUAAUGAACAAAAUUUUGACUUGGCUUACGUCGCUCAGUUCAUGUACGGUCAGACCUUUGAGGCAUAUUUCAACGACAAUUCUCUUGACAAUUCAAACCAAAUUAUGUGAUAUUGUUGUGAGUAUAACAGCUACAUUGGAAAAAUAUCAACGUCAAUUAUCUAAUGCAACUAAUAAAAAUAAAGGAAAUAAAAAGUCUAGAAAUGGCAAAGCAGAUGCCAUAUCAAAAAAUAUUAAUAUUUAUCACAAUCACAAGGAAACUAUCUACGAAUAUUUCGGAGAGAUAACAGAAACCACAUUUAUUCACAGAUACAGAGAUGUCGACGCUUCAAUUAGGCAGGAGUGUUUAAGGCAGUUAGGCCAAUGGAUGAUAAUAUACCCUGACUUUUUCUUUCAGUCGUCAUAUUUGCGUUAUUUUGGCUGGCUAUUAUCAGAUCCUUCUAAUCAUGUUAGAGCUGAGGUUACUAAGGUUUUACUUAAAUUAUACAAGAAUGCAUCAAAUGGAAAUCAGAAUAUGAGUAUUGGUUUCAGGCAAUUCACUGAGCGAUUCAAGAAACAAUUGAUUAACAUGAGCAGAAAAGAUAGCGAUUUUAACGUCAAGUAUAAUUUAAUUGUUAUAUGCUGUGAAUUAUUGAAAAUAGGAUUUCUCGAAGAAAACGAUAAUUUACAAAUCACCCAACUAUUUUUUUACAUACUUGAUUAUGGAUCUGGAUUUGGCCAUGCAUCUGAUGAAAAAUUAAAAGUUGAAUUAAGUAGAUUCAUAAACCUUGUCAACUUAGAAAGCUCCAAAGUCGAAUUAGAAAAGUACUCUAUUUUCACCGAGAAUUAUGAAUCUCCUCAAUUUGGGAAUGGUCAUGGUAAAUUAAAUAUUAAUGAUUGUUUGAAAACGAAAAACCUAAUUAAGUUUUUAAAAAAGGCAUAUGAUAAUUAUUUGAAGAACAAACCUAUGACCGAAUCAGAAUUUCCAAAAAAUCGAAAUUUUACACCAAUAGCGACAAUUUUUAAGUCGCUUUAUAGAUUACCAUCUUAUACAAAGUCUUGGGAAUUUUUGGUUAGAUAUUUAUUGUUUGACUUAUCAUCCGUUAACUUUCAUCCAAAACUGGGGGAUAUAGAAGAAGGUAAUGUAGAAGUUACAGAGUUUAAGAAACUAUUAGAACUUUCUGGUGAAAGCGACUACUACUAUCUAUUGAAUUUCAUCAAUGGUUCUAUUACUUCAAUUUUUUCUUCAAAUUUUAAAAGAAGUAAAGAAGAAAGUGAAAGUGAAGAAAAUCAAACAUCUGUAUCAAUUAAAUUAAUUGACUACUUACCAGCUAUACAAAAAUCACUGAGUAAAUCAAAAGAUCAGUUUUUGAUUUUUUUAGACCUAUGGAACGUAUUAUUAUCUUCAUCGUCCCAUAGCGAUAAUAUUUAUAUGAUGUUCCAAAAUAUGGGACAAUUGAAUGUUUAUAACGAUAUCACUUCAAAAAUCAUUGGCUUUUAUCAAUCUUAUGAAUCUAUUGAUUUUGAAAACGAUGUUAUUUUUAAAGUAUUUGAUGAGUAUUUCAAUAAGUUGCUAUUAAAUUAUGAUAAUCAUAUGUCCCCAGUUCAAUCUAUUGAUAGUAAUACUCAAACAAAUAUCAUGAAUACCGAUAUUAGGUUAAAAAUUCAAAAUUUGUUGCAAGAAUUAAUUGCAGAAUUGAAAGAACUUUUCAGCUCAAAUAGACCAGCUGCAGAAUUUGAUGGUCAUGAAGUUUACGAUGAUGAGUUAGAAACUCAAAAAGCGGUUAUUAAUACUUUGAUUGAUGCAUCUAACCCAUUAGCAAAACUCGGAAAGUUAGGAAAUUAUGUGAACAUCAACGAGUAUAUUAGCAACUCUUCUGGUAAUAAUUCAAUCAUUGAAUUAAUGAUUUAUAAGGUUCUUGAUAAGCUAGAUAUAGAAAAAUUGACGGGUCAAUGGCCGAAUACUUUCCUACAAACAAUUGAUAGAUUCAUUGCUUCUUAUAAAGUCUCUCUAGAUUUUAUUUUGGUAUGGAAUUCUUGGAAAUUGGAGACUUUGAUUUAUGCCCCUGCUUCUGAAAACAAUAAUUCACAAAAUCAUUAUGAUAUUGAAUUGAUAUUUGAUGAUGUGAUUUUUGUAUUAAAAUCUAACUUCAAGAUUUUUAAGUCAUUUUUCAGCUCGAUUAAUUGUAUUCAUGAAAAAUCUUGUUCAUCUUCAUCCUUUAUCUCCAAUGAAAAUGCCUAUCUAAUGAUCGAAAAAUUGAAUGUUGUGAAAACGUUAGUAGCAGCUAAGGUAAUAGAUAUAAUUGUUUCAAUGAAGGUGUUUUAUAUCAAGUUUAACAGUAACAACAACUUCAAGAAUUUUAAUAGAUUUUUUGAUGACAUUGAUGGUAUGGGGAAGUACAUUAUUAACAGUAUUCCUACUGAAUUCCAAAACGAAUUACUUAAUAUUUUCCUUUAUAAGGAAUCCAAAUUGGCUAAUCUUCUUGAUAUUGAAUUAGAUAGAACAGAUAAUGAAGAUGUAAAUUUUGAAGAGUUUUAUAACAUGAACAAGGAACAAGAGCAUCCAAAUAGAAGCGGGUUUGAUUCUGACGAUGAUGACGACUUCAAUGCAGACGCUAGUGACGAGGAUGGUGAAAGAAACGAAAAGAUGAAAGCUAAAGCAAAGCUUGAUGAAUUAAAGAAGCAGCAAAAGAAAGAAGGUGAGAUAUGGCUCGCAGAAAAGGAUUUAUGUGUUUUUACAGUUAAAUUGUUUACAUUGAUUCAUUUGUCUAUGGUUAAUGAUUUUGUCUUGAAUCGGUUGACCUUGAACGGUGAAAAAAUAGGAGGCUUGUAUUAUAAGCUAUUGAAACAGAAUAAGGAACAUAUGAAUAUCUUGAAAAAUGGUGGACAGAAAACUUCAAAUGAUUCAGUAGCUGAAAAGGAUAAUACUGUUAUGACAGCUUCUACCAAUGUUUCAGAAAUUGACUUAGAUCUUGAUAUUGAUGAGGAAAGUCAAGUAGUCUCAUGA
Debaryomyces fabryi is the source of this 3648-nucleotide messenger RNA. RefSeq names its product Irr1p (gene IRR1). Gene Ontology annotation, cellular component: chromatin; cohesin complex; nucleus. The transcript has a single exon. The coding region runs from base 1 to 3648 and encodes 1215 amino acids. The record is from RefSeq and is a predicted model, not a curated record. Gene Ontology annotation, molecular function: protein binding; chromatin binding. Lineage: Eukaryota; Fungi; Ascomycota; Pichiomycetes; Serinales; Debaryomycetaceae. Gene Ontology annotation, biological process: sister chromatid cohesion.